AUGGUGGUUCGCCUCCUCUUCCUCCUCCUGCCCCUCCUCUUCCUCCUCCUGCCCCUCGCUUGCUCCCUCCUCUUCCUCGAGCUCCCCUCGGUCUCAGGCAAACCAACUGUCCAUGAUGACUUGGAUCCAGCUCAAGUGACCAACCCGACCACGCCCAUCACAGUCCCAUCGACGAACCCAACACCAACAAUCAUCACCGUGCCGUCCACAAACCCUACCAUCACAAUCCCUUCAUUAAACCCUUUGCCCACACCUAUCACAACCCCCUCAAACGACCCUUCUACCACAUUACCAUUGCCAACCCCUUCGACAUCUGCACCCAACACGCCAGUCACCAUUCCUGUUACCACCCCUUCGACAUUCCCCCCAUCGGCACCACUGACAAACCCAGCGACGAACCCAAUGGUGCCUACUGUCGGCACUACACCGCCUACUUCUCCGACCACUACUCCAGUCACAGCUCCUGUUGUGUCAGGGCAGCAAGCCUGGUGCGUGGCCAAGGCCGGCUCAUCACAAACCGCGCUCCAGGACGCACUGGACUAUGCGUGCGGUAUUGGUGGAGCAGAUUGCUCACCAAUACAGCCAUCAGGGAGCUGCUAUUAUCCAAAUACCUUGGAAGCCCAUGCGUCAUACGCCUUCAACAGCUAUUACCAGAAGAACCCUGCACCCUCCAGCUGCGACUUUAGGGGUGCCGCAAUGCUUGCCAAUGCUAAUCCAAGCUCAGCAACCUGUGUAUUGGCAUCAUCAAUGUCUUCUCCAACGAGCUCUACUGCUGGAUCCACUGCUCCUACUACAUCAUCCACUAGCCCUGUUACUAGUUCAUCUGAUUCUGAUCCAGGAUCAUCAGUACUGAACUCGAGUGGCUCAGGCAUUUCUGGAUCAUCAGACUUUGGGUCGGACUUCCCAGGAGAGGCCAACACUGGCAAUGGUUGGCACUCAAUCUUGCCCUCUGGCUGGUCCUGGGCAGGUUUGUUCUCAACGCUUGCAUUGCCAUACGUUGGAGGGAUAUUUUGA
Messenger RNA from Triticum turgidum subsp. durum (durum wheat), 1014 nucleotides. Lineage: Eukaryota; Viridiplantae; Streptophyta; Magnoliopsida; Poales; Poaceae. The record is from the annotation of a GenBank genome assembly.